CAGCUGGGUUGGAUGACUCUAGAAAUGUCUCGGUCCACCUUAAAAAAGAGGCCAAUAUCAUUUCCUGGUUGUUGGCCUCCGUGUGCAUUAGCAAUAUGGCGGGAUACAAACGCUGUUGGAAGUUGAAAUAUGAUAGAAGCAUACUGAUGAUUUAUCAGUUGUUAUUUGCCUUACUUAUAAUUUCACCAAUCGCCUCGUCAGAAAAUAGCGUGUUGACCGUCGCAGACGCAAACUGGACUGUCAUUUUAGAAGGAGAGUGGAUGUUGAAAUUCUAUGCCCCAUGGUGUCCAGCUUGUCAGCAUCUUCAAAAUGACUGGGAUGGGUUUUCAAAACAUAGCGAGGCCCUGGAUAUCUCUGUUGGGAAGGUGGACGUAACACGACAGCCAGGUCUGAGUGGGCGGUUCCUUGUGACAACACUGCCAACUAUAUUCCAUGCUAAAGACGGAAACUUCCGGAGGUAUAUGUCCUCCCGGUCGGUUGAGGACUUCCAAGCGUAUAUCUCUCAGAAGAAGUGGGAGGCAGUGGAGCCCUUGCCAGGAUGGAAAUCACCAUCCUCUUUCCUUAUGUCUGGCAUGGCAGCUCUCUUCCGCCUCUCCGUCUGGAUCAGGCAAAUUCACAACUACCUGACUGAUAGCCUUGGCAUUCCUGUGUGGGGUUCCUACAUCAUAUUUGCACUUGUAACCUUGUUCACCGGGCUGCUUCUGGGCCUGAUGCUGGUUUUGAUCGCAGACUUCUUUUGGCCAUCCAGACCAAAGCAAUAUGAGCUGCAGUCUGGCACAAAAGCUGGAUUGAGGGAUGAAGGCUCUGAAGAAGAGAUGGAGGAGAGGAGAGCGUGGGAUGCCGACAACGAGCAUGUCUCUGGCGAGGACUCCACCGAGGACGACGCCACCCCUGUCGCAGAAAUGGCAGACAUCGCCGCAGCAACCUCCGCACACAGCGACGCCCCUACAGACCUGAGGAAGAGAAAGCCCAAAGAGUCCCAGAACUCCCCAGAGGGCACCUAACGCCCACCAGCACACCCUGAACCACACUCUGCUCACCUUCUUUUUAUAUCCGACCCACAGUGUUUCCUGUUUUUAAAACGUCCAGCCUCCAUUUCACACCAGCCACGUGAGGUCAUUACCUACAUCAUGCACCAUGUUCUUCCAGGUGGGCUUUUUGCAUGAACAGAGCAGUGUAGUCCUCUCCCUGGAGGUCAAUGCCAAAUCUUUUUCUGACAGGCCUCUUGGAGUGUUUUGAAUGUGUUAAAAGAGUUGCUAUUAUUUUCCGUCACAUGCCAAAACAAUGAUAUGCAGUAUAACAACAAAGAUUAAAAACUACAUCCAAAUAACUCCAAUUCACCACCAUAUAACCAUGUUCACCAUCUUUUUAGGAUGAAAAAGUACUUUUUCACUCCCUGUUAACAAAUUUGCAUAUCUAAACCAAAAGGAUUUGGAAGGAAACACAUAAAGUGUUCAAUACUGACGCAGCAAAUAGUUUAUUGAUGUCCGAUGACUUUGAGAAAACAAUAAAUAGAUAUGCACAGGUGAUUUAUAGCAGUCCCUCCAGAGUCGGACCCUCCCUCAGGAGAGUGGGGGUCCGACUCUGGUAUGUUCUUAAUGAUCACUUAAGAGAUGGUUGGGGAGCAUUUAACAGGACUUACGUGAGCCUGAACAGCUCCACUUCUGUAAGUCGACAUGUUUGCAGUCGACAAGUAUGCAGUCACGAUUAGUGCACAGUGCACACAGUGCCCGAAGGCAUGGAUGGUUCUGUUUUUUAGAGAAAAUGAGCCUAAAACAUGCUCUUACAUGCAAGGAUUACAAGUGUGUCCUUGCUACGUGUUCACUGCCUUGAAACAGUUAAAUAAGUAGAUAUCAGGCAAUGGAAAUGGACUUUUUUCCCUGAAAGACGCCAUUGAAAUUACCAAUAGUUUUAUUUAUAUAUCUGAUUUUAAUGAUUAAGAUUAUAUGCACAUUCUUAGAUUUGAAGAUUUGGGUGCUUUUUGUGAUGUAUGAACAUUUUGAAGUAAUUUUUGAACUUUCUGUUUUAUAAGGCAAAUAGACUGUUGAAAAGAAUACAUUGUAUUGAACACAGGUGUGAGAAUACGCAGUGUUUACAAAGUUGUCAAUUUUGUAUGAAGUGAUUACCUAAUUGUUGGAAAACAAUAUUUCACUUGAAUUUAUUCUGCCGACUGCAAAUAACAUUAGUCCAAUGAACACAUCAACUCCAAUCCCAGUUUUUGGGAGCUUACCUGUUUGCUUCUUAGACUAUUUGCAUGCAGACACUUUUAUGGGGCCAAAAAUACAUACAGCCUAUACUGUAUAUUCGACAAGCAAACCUAAACAUCAGACCCAUCAUUGCUCUUUUUAAGUUCUGUUAUGAUAAAUGUUUUACUAGAGUAAUCUACCGACUUGUUUUUCUUGUUUUUCAUCAAGAAGUCUGAUUGUGCCAUUGUUGAUUUUGUAACUGCUCUAUUUCCAGACUGAAAUAUUUGUCUUUGUGUUAAGUGUGUAAACUGUGUGUCUUUUGAAGUUUAGGUUUCAGAUAAAAAAAAAACUGCUUUGACUUUUCUAAACAAUCCAAUUAUUUUACUUUGUAUGUUAUGUUACGCUGUUAUUACCUGGUUUGUAAAUGAAAAUUGAAAAUUCUGAUUUCUGACAUCAAUAUGUGUAAGUAGUAUAUUGUAAAUGUUAAGAGAUGUGAAUGAAAGACGCCUGAAAGUCA
Molecule: messenger RNA, 2703 nt
Organism: Alosa alosa (allis shad)
Lineage: Eukaryota; Metazoa; Chordata; Actinopteri; Clupeiformes; Clupeidae
Gene: tmx4
Product: thioredoxin-related transmembrane protein 4
Exons: 8
Coding region: 96-1004 (302 amino acids)
Source: RefSeq, a predicted model, not a curated record